Bicyclus anynana (squinting bush brown) is the source of this 9325-nucleotide messenger RNA. Its product is annotated as modular serine protease. The transcript has 20 exons. Gene Ontology annotation, molecular function: protein binding; serine-type endopeptidase activity. Gene Ontology annotation, biological process: proteolysis. Lineage: Eukaryota; Metazoa; Arthropoda; Insecta; Lepidoptera; Nymphalidae. The record is from RefSeq and is a predicted model, not a curated record. Gene Ontology annotation, cellular component: plasma membrane. Bases 261 to 2852 code for a protein of 863 amino acids.
CAUUCAAAUCACUUCACGUUAGUCAAACUGAAACAGAACUUCAGUUCACUGUUGGCGGCACUGCUCGACGGACGGUAGCGAUAGUGCGCUCCGAUUUUUAGUAAUACUGAAAAAUGGGACACAAGGUGGUGAUUCUGUGAAUGCAAUGACAGUGUUUUAGUUUAGAUCGAUUUGUUUUUGGAAACUUGUAGUUCCUUUAAUUUAAAUAUUUAUUUUGUGUUGUGUAUUGUGUUGUGACUUUACCAAAGACUUUUACCAAAAUGAUUAUGUUACAAGUAAAGAAAAAGGCUACGGUAUUCUUCGUAGCCUUCUUUGCCGCCGUAUUUGGCGAAAUCACCUACAAAGACCAAAGAAUAGCUUCACAAAAUGAUCUCACAUCCUAUCAGAGGCUGGAAAAGACUGAAAAUAAAGAAGACUGUAGCCCACCUUUCAACUUCCGGUGUCAAAACGGUGCCUGUAUCAAUUCCAUCAGAAGUUGCGACGGAACGGUGGACUGUCCGGACGGAAGUGACGAAACCUACCGCUUGUGUCGGGGAAAUAGAUGUCCGAUGCAGUGGUUCCGAUGCGCGUACGGUGCAUGCGUCAACGAGUCGUCAGUCUGCAACGGUGUCAGGGACUGCGCUGACUACUCCGACGAGCAGGGCUGCAGGGAGUACGACAAAGGUUUUAGCUUUAAAUGCGACAACGGGCAGCUAAUAGAUACGUUCUCGCGCUGCGAUGGUGUGAUGCACUGCCGGGACGGGUCCGACGAGACGGCGCGCGCGUGUGCGGGCGACGGCUGCUCCGCGCACCAGUUCAAGUGCGCGUACGGCGCCUGCGUCGACAGGAACGCGCUGUGCGACCGCUUGACGGCGCGCGCGUGUGCGGGCGACGGCUGCUCCGCGCACCAGUUCAAGUGCGCGUACGGCGCCUGCGUCGACAGGAACGCGCUGUGCGACCGCUUGACGGCGCGCGCGUGUGCGGGCGACGGCUGCUCCGCGCACCAGUUCAAGUGCGCGUACGGCGCCUGCGUCGACAGGAACGCGCUGUGCGACCGCGUUUCCGACUGCGCCGAUGGGUCCGAUGAGACCGAUUUGCUCUGCACGCAGAUGAUACCGCGGACAGGAACUAGUCUCGUACCCAAACAGCUGUUGUCAUGCGUGAUGCCGGAGCACCCCGCGCACGGGCGCUACGUGCCGCGCGGGCAGCGGGCGCUGCGCCCCGGCGCGGCGGAGACGCUGCUGGUGCUGGACGCGCGCUGCGAGCCGGGGUACAGGCUCGUCGGCAGCAAGCAGCUCAUAUGCUACUACGGCACCUGGCUCACUGACAGCUUCCCGUCGUGCGCGCGUGAGUAUCUCGAUCUCGUGUUGAGAGGGGUAGCGCGCUGCGAGCCGGGGUACAGGCUCGUCGGCAGCAAGCAGCUCAUAUGCUACUACGGCACCUGGCUCACUGACAGCUUCCCGUCGUGCGCGCGAACGUGUAAGUUGGAAGAGUCUCCGAGCGUUGAAUACCGCUGCCGGGUGGACUCCCCCCACUCUGAUGAAACGCGGCCCUGCCAGCAGUACGAGGCCGAGGGGGUGGUAGUGCAGCCCCGGUGCCGCGCGCACUACUACAGCGCGGUGGAGCUCGGCUACAUGUGUUGCAUCAACGGCCAGUGGAAUUACAAGCCCAAGUGUGCUGCCGAGUGCGGCACCCUGCCGGCGGGCCCGAACCCGCUCAUGGCGGGCGGAGAGCCGGCCGCGCGGGGCGAAGUCCCCUGGCACUCCGGCGUGUACAUGUACAAGUUGCAGACGCCGAAGCUGAUCUGCGGCGGCUCGCUCAUCAGCCACGAAGUCGUUCUAUCAGCCGCACACUGCUUUUGGGACGAGUCAAAGGUGAAGAAGUUAUCCGAGUCUCUGUUCGAGAUUGCCGUCGGCAAGUUGUACAGCGACUGGAACCACCCGCGCGACGCGGGACAUGCGCAGAUAUCCAAGGUUAAGGAGAUACACCUGUCCCCCGACUUCAUGGGCCAGGAGCUGCUGUUACAGGACGACCUGGCCGUGGUCGUGCUGGUGACGCCCUUCGAGUACCGGCUGCACGUGCGCCCCGUCUGCCUGCACUUGGACGACUAUGCGUUCAACGAGUGGCAGCUGAGGGAGGGCAACCUCGGCAAGGUACGUGCUGGUGACGCCCUUCGAGUACCGGCUGCACGUGCGCCCCGUCUGCCUGCACUUGGACGACUAUGCGUUCAACGAGUGGCAGCUGAGGGAGGGCAACCUCGGUACGUGCUGGUGACGCCCUUCGAGUACCGGCUGCACGUGCGCCCCGUCUGCCUGCACUUUGACGACUAUGCGUUCAACGAGUGGCAGCUGAGGGAGGGCAACCUCGGCAAGGUACGUGCUGGGAGGGCAACCUCGGCAAGGUACGUGCUGGUGACGCCCUUCGAGUACCGGCUGCACGUGCGCCCCGUCUGCCUGCACUUGGACGACUAUGCGUUCAACGAGUGGCAGCUGAGGGAGGGCAACCUCGGCAAGGUGGCGGGGUGGGGUCAGACCGGCGUGGGGGACGCGAAGGCCGACAUUCUGAAGGUGGUGGACCUUCCGUUCGUGCCCACGGACCAGUGCAUGCGCGCCGGGACCCGCGGGGAAGCGCAGUACCUCAUCGGGGAGAAGAUCUGUGCCGGCUUCGCCAACGGAACUGCUCUCUGUAAAGGCGACAGUGGGGGAGGUCUGGCGUUCCCGGCUCAAGUUCAAGGCGUCACUCGCUAUUAUAUCCGAGGCAUAGUGUCGUCCAGUCCACAUGGCCGCGGCAAUUCUUGCAACACAAAAGCCUUCACCAGCUUCGAGAAAGUGAUGAAACACGCGAAGAUGAUCAAACUCUACUGGAGGCAAUGAUUUGUGCAUUCAUCACCUAAAGCAAGAGGUCUCAACCACUAUGUGCGUACAUUCAAAAUACAUUCCUCAGGUAUAGGCACCGGCGUUUAAGUUGGACUCAAGAAAACAUUCUCAUUGGACUCAAAAUGUCUCAAGAAAACAUUCUCAUUAAACUCAAGUUGUCUCAAGAAAACAUUCUCAUUAAACUCAAGUUGUCUCAAGAAAACAUUCUCAUUGGACUCAAGUUGUCUCAAGAAAACAUUCUCAUUGGACUCAAGUUGUCUCAAGAAAACAUUCUCAUUAAACUCAAGUUGUCUCAAGAAAACAUUCUCAUUAAACUCAAGUUGUCUCAAGAAAACAUUCUCAUUAAACUCAAGUUGUCUCAAGAAAACAUUCUCAUUGGACUCAAGUUGUCUCAAGAAAACAUUCUCAUUGGACUCAAGUUGUCUCAAGAAAACAUUCUCAUUGGACUCAAGUUGUCUCAAGAAAAAAUUCUCAUCGGACUCAAGUUGUCUCAAGAAAACAUUCUCAUUAAACUCAAGUUGUCUCAAGUAAACAUUCUCAUUAAACUCAAGUUGUCUCAACAAAACAUUCUCAUUAAACUCAAGUUGUCUCGAGAAAACAUUCUCAUUGGACUCAAAAUGUCUCAAGAAAACAUUCUCAUUGGACACAAGUCCCCGGCCCACCCUCUUUAUACGCCUAUGGGGGUAUAAAGUCCCUACAACUUGAGACAUGUUUUCAUACAUUUCCUAACGUUUAAUACGAUUCGUCAUCCCGUUUAAUACGCCUACAUGUCACACGUGUGUAAUUCCAAAUGCGACAAAUAAAUUACAACAGAUAGAUAAGGACAUCAUAAAGGUCUUCUAACUCACUGCAAAAGUAAAUUUCGUAAUAGGGAUGAUGACAGUUUUUUGAAUUGUAUAUAAAUUAAGAGUACGCUAAUAGUAAAGCAAUUUUGUAAAAGUAACAGGGUAUCUGCGAUCAUUACUUUCGGAGCUACAGGGAUUUAAAGGGUCAGCUUUGCGGAUCCCUGAAAAACGCCCCAUACAAAAUGGCACGAACUAAUGACGUCGUAGGUAAUGUAAUGAUCCUUAGAUUUGUAUGUACGUACAAACAAAAUUACUAAUAUCUUUGUUAUUUGUGCGUUUAUGUUUAUAGUUCAAAUAUUGAAAAAUGUCACAUUUAAUGUAAGGAAGGAAUUUUAUAAUCUCAUUUAUUUUGCAAAUAUCCAGACAAUCUUUUUUUUUAUGUAUAAAUUAGUUAACAUUGACCUUAUUUACCCGAAUGUAUCAUAAAAAUCAAUAUAUUCAAACCUAGUCAUCAUCCCCAUUGCUAAUGCAUCAAAAUCUUUUUGUCAUACCAGAAUAAGUGAUUACUUUAAGAAGCAUAAUUAGGUAGUCUUUACACCAAAUACACUAAUUUACACUAAUUUUACUUAGACUUUCCCGUCUAAGACGCGUUUUUAGUUGGGUCCCUGCGACAUCGCUUUAAACGGGUUCUACUGUAUAUGCAAUCGCUUCCCAUUUAAAAAAUCUUGCAAUGAUGAAAGUUUUUUUUUUUUUUUUUUAAAAAAAAGAAUAUUUGCCAAAUUUUUAAAUAUGACCAAUAUUCCCAUUCCCCUCCAACUAGUCGGGAAAGACUGUGCUAGGAGUGGGUACGACAAUAGACCAACGGGGCGGGGAUCGAACCAACACCCCUCGGUGGUGAGUCCGACCGCUCUUACCGUUGAGCUAUUGAGGCUCUAAAGGUGUACGAUUUAAGAAUCUGUUGAUGACGAAGUCCAUUGUACCCCUGUGUCUUUUUGUUCACAUUUUUGUGCUAAUGUAUAGAACUAUAGUUCGUGCGCUGUAGCAUGGUGCAGGUGACGGUUCACCCUUGAAAGAUUGCCGCGAUUGACGAUAAUAGCACGUAUUAUGGACAUCAUAAACUGUCACCCGCACCAUGCUACAGCGUAUACUGUAUAGAAGAAUAAAUAAAUAAAUGCAAUCACAUUCCAUGCAGAGUUCGUCACUGUUAUGAUCUACCCAGUGAAACUCUGUCAUCUUCAGAAUAUUUAUGAAAAGUUUUUUAGCUUAAGAUCUCAUUGGUGCCUUUCAUUUUUAUCUACUUCUGAGGAAUGACCAACAGGUUGUGCUAAAGUACAGAACUAGAAGUAUAAGUAUUAAGUAGUAUAUGCAAUCGCUUCCUAUUUAAAAUAUCUUGCCAUAAUCUCUAUCACUAUUCUAAUUUAUCUAUACAUAGAAGUGUAUCGAAUCGCUUCCUAUUUAAAAAAUCUUGCCAUAGUCUCUAUGAGAUGAUGUCACUAUUCUAAUUUAUCUCCUGAAACACUCCAGUCACCUUUAGAAUAUUAUGAAAAGCUUGUUUAGUUUAAGAUCUCAUACGUAUAUUUAAUUCUUAUACACUUCUGAGGAAGGACCAACAUGUUGUGCUAAAGUACAGAACUAGAAAUAUAAACACCCAUUUUCAUCUAAUUACGAUAAAAGAUUUUUAAUAGAUUUUGUAAUUUUAUAAUCUCAUUUAUUUUGCAAAUAUCCAGACAAUCUUUGCUUUUUAUGUAUAAAUUAGUUGACAUUGACCUUAUUUACCCGAAUGUAUCAUAAAAAUCAAUAUAUUCAAACCUAGUCAUCAUCCCCAUAGUAAUCUACCUCCUGCAGCACUCCAGUCACCUUCUGAAUAUUAUGAAAAGCUUUUUUGUUUACGAUCUCAUUGGUGCCUUUUGUACUUAACCACUUCUGAGGAGUGACCAACAUGUUGUGCUAAAGUACAGAACUAGAAGUAUAAGCAUAAUCAAUAGCAAAGCUUAAUAAGUAUAAGCUUUUUUUUUAAUGCCCCACUUGCACCACCGUACGAAGAAGGUUGUCUUCUAGUAAAUGAGAAUUUAACAUAAAAAGGAAAUAUUGAAAAAAAUAUACCCCGAUCUGGAAACGAUAUAAAACUAAAAAAAAUCUAAUCUUUCUUAUAAUUAUUAUCCGAACUUAAAAAUAACAGAAAAUACAAAAUAUAUUUUCUUUGGCUGUACGGUGUAAUACUUUUGCCGUUUCAUUAUGACUGAGAAAAAAAACAUUACAAAAAUUGCAGUAAACAAAUGUUUUGUUUUUUUUUUUUGAUAUUGUGUUUCUCUAAAUGAACGUUGUAUUGCCGUAGUCUAAAAACUCAUCGAUAUAAAAUAAAUCUUACUGCCAUUUAUUAAAUUAAUAAUUAUCUAUGAUAGAUAUGAAUGAAUCGAGUGACAAUUACAGACCUACCUACAUAUAUAAUAAACAAUGAAUUUACCGGAAAAGUCUCGUGAUUGUGAUAAAUAUUUUAAUUAUGUGAAUUAUAAUAAUAUUAUUAGAAUAGUUAAUAUUUUAUACAUCAUUUUUAGGAAUAAGAAACUAAACGUGUUUUCUUUUAAGUAUUUUGUUAUCAUUUUUAGUUGAAUUUUCAUUUUAUUGAUUUUAUUUUAGUAUUUCGUUGAUGUAAUUAUCUUUCAUGUAAUUAAAUUCAAACUAUUUAUAUAUCUGGCUGUUUAAGAUGAUGAAAGAUUAUUAAUUUUAUUAAAGUAAAAAUACGUAUUAUUAAAUGUAUUUUUUCUAACAUAUUGUAUUUUUUCGCUAAUAAGGUGAAAAAUUGUAUUUGUCACACGAGAGCAAAAUAUUUCGCUUCUUGCGACUUUAAAUCCCUCACAAGGCUCGGGAUACUAACUCGGCACUCGUAGCGAAAAACGGAUUUUGCUCUCUUGUUGAAAAAAUAACUAUUAUAUAUAUAUAUUAGAUAUAAGUACUAACCAAAUGAAAUUAGCUACAAUUAUUAAAUAUUUUAUAAGCAUUUAUUUUUAAAAUGACUUAGAUUCAAAUUGAAUCUAAUUGUGAUAUUUUAUACUUUUUAAAUAAAUAAAAAAAAAUCAACACACUGUAGGGUGAUGUUUGACUAGCUGAUGGCGCGUGGUUUUACCCGCGUGGUUCUCGUUCCCGUUGGAAUAUGGGAUAAUAUAUAACCUAUAGUCUUCCUCGAUAAAUGGGCUAUGUAUCACUGAAAGAAUUUAUCAAAUCAGUUAGUGAAUGCAAAUACCUUCUCACUAUAGACGUCAAGCGGUUUUUUUUUAAAUUUCGUGAAGAAUGACCUUUUGCAUUUAUAUAAUGAGCAGUGGCGUGCACUUCAUACAUGCAUUAAAGUGAUGCAUACCCUAAGAGUUGUCUUCUUAGUGCUUAUUAUAGACAAUUUUUUCCAGUUUUUAUUACUAGUGCAUACCCUGAUCGACAACCUUAUGCACGCCACUGAUAAGGAGGUGCCCAUCGGCUCGAACCAAAAACAGAUUUAAAAUACUGUGUCGGGGAUUUAAAAUACUGUUAAAAAAAUAUACAAUUUUCACUCAUAGAAGCACAGAUUUGAAAAUAAUCAUUAUUUGAUCUGUGCAUAGAAGUUAAAAAUCUCUCUAGAUACAUCGAAUUCUAUUUAAUGGAUAGUAUUAGAUUUUUUUUUAAAUAAUAUCAUUGUAUCAUUUUUUUAUAAUUAAAAAAAAAAUAACUAGUUAGUGUCUGCUAACUUGUCACUAAAAUUAAAUGAAGUGAAAAUAAAUGUCAAACAUUUUUUUAAAUCAUAAGACCAGCAUGACUAUAAACAAAAUGACAAUUAUUGCCUAUUAAAUAUGUAAUGAAUUUAAAUUAUUAAAUUAAUUUAUUUUAUUUAAUUAAUGUAUGGCGUAAUAUAUAAUGUUGCUAAUUUUAUUGUAAACAUUUUAAAUGUACUUAUUCAAAUAUCUGCAGCUUUGUAUACAAUUAUAAUGAAAUUAUAUGUAUACUAGCGGACUCGCUCAAGCUUCGCUUUGACUUAUUAAUUUAUUUAUUUGCACUUCUUCCCUACCCCUACCCCUACCCUACCCCUACCCUACCUCUACUCUACCCCUACCCUACCCUACCCUACAACUACCCUACCACUACCCUACCCCUACUCUACCCCUACCCUACCCUACCCUACAACUACUCUACCCCUACCCUACCCUACCCUACCCCUACCCUACCCUACCCCUACCCUACCGCUACCCUACCCCUACCCUAUCCCUAUACCAUACCCCUACCCUACCACUACCCUAUCCUAGGAUUUAGGGGUUUGAAAAAUAGAUGUUGGCUGAUUCUCAGACCUACUGAAUAUGCACAAAAAAUUUCAUCAAAAUCGGUCGAGCCGUUUCGGAGGAGUUCAAGUUCGAACACCGCGACACGAGAAUUUUAUAUAUUAGAUAAGUCACACUCAUAAAUGCCCUAUAUAAAAAGUACUCUGUGGUUGAACUAUAUACAGGGUGCUGUGUAUUUCUCAUAACGCUGGGAUUAUAUUCUUUACCGAAAAUUAAUUAAAAAGUAUUCAAAGAACAUGUGUUCUUUGAACACUUUUUAAUUAAAAGUUAUAUUUUCGGAGCAAAUAAUAUUUCUUUUGUAAAUUAAAAUAUUUAUUUCCCUUAUACAACGCAUACAUAUACUUAUAUUAGGGAUGAUGACAGUUAUUUAAAUUGUAUAUAAAUUAAGAGUACGCUAAUAGUAAAGCAAUUUUGUAAAAGUAACAGGGUAUCUGCGAUCAUUACUUUCGGAGCUACAGGGAUUUAAAGGGUCGGAUUUGCGGCGCUGACGCGGAUCCCUGAAAAACGCCCCAUAAAAAAUGGUACGAAUUAAUGACGUAGGUGCAUAAUGAUCGUUAGAUUUGUAUGGGCGAACAAAUAAAAUAACUAAUAUAUUUGUUAUUAAAAAAUGUCACAUUUAAUGUAAGGAAGCUAAAACUGUAUGAAUUUUGAUCUAAUUACGAUAAAAGAUUUUUAAUAGAUUUUGAAAUUUUUAUAAUCUUAUUUAUUUUGCAAAUAUCCAGACAAUCUUUGUACAAUGUGUAAAUGUGACAAUGUAUAAAUUAGUUAACAUUGACCUUAUUUACCCGAAUGUAUCAUAAAAAUCAAUAUAUUCAAACCUAGUCAUCAUCCCUAAUUUAACGUAGCCAAACUUUAGUAAUUUUAAAAAGCAAGGCGUGGAUUGUUGGUAUUAUUUGAAUUACUUUGUAUGAAAACAUAAAAAGUUUUUAUUUUUUAGUUAAAAAAAUAUUAUUUAAUUAAUUACUUAAUAAUUAAAUUAAUUGAAGUUAUGGGAAAUAUUCCCGAGCACCCUGUAUAUGUGUUUAUUUUAUUAAUAAAUUUUCGAAAGCAUUUUUUGUGUAUAUGACACUGUAAAAUUAUAAAUACCAUUGGAUUUAUAAUGUAUCUUGAAUCUAGAAAUUAAGUGACUCAGAAACCAAUGUUUAGGUUAGGUUAGGUAUUUUUUAUUUCUUUCUUCCUUAUAAUCUACCGAAUAAUAACAUGUUAAAUUGUAAGCAGUUGCGGUUCACAAUCUUUCGACAGUUCACAAUCUUCCUAUAUAGAUUAUAAUUUAAACCUGCUUACAAUUUUACAGUGACAUAUAUACUUAACGUUAGUAAAUUUGUGAUAAUCGCUGGUUUUAGGAAUUGUAAAUUUACACAGAAAUAAAAAAUGUUGUAUCAAA